This is a messenger RNA of Monascus purpureus, 405 nucleotides long. Lineage: Eukaryota; Fungi; Ascomycota; Eurotiomycetes; Eurotiales; Aspergillaceae. The record is from the annotation of a GenBank genome assembly.
AUGACCGAAGGACUUUAUGGAUUUAGCCAGCAGGUCCAGGUAAAAAUGACAAGAGGUGCAUUCUCGUCUGCGGACGAGACAUCCAAGAAACUACUCACGGAAGAUACUAGGUGGCCGUCCUAUACAGAGUCGUCGGUCUCUGGUGAUGCUGCACGCCAUAAAAAUAGUACAGAAGUCCGAGAAUCUUUUGACUCUUUCGACUUAGAUGAAGACAACCCGUUCGCGGAUCCAGAAGUUGCAGAACGCUAUGCUUUGCUAUACGACAAGGCUCAGUAUGAGUGCCGCCACGUUUUCGAUCCCACUUUCACCUGGACGCCUCAGGAGGAAAAGAGGUUGGUGCGUAAGCUGGACUGGAAUGUUUGUCUAUGGGCGGUAAGAGGAGAGAUCUUGAUCAAUUUUAGCUAA